GGCCUCGUCCCUCGUCGUGCCCAGCCCCGGCCCCCCACCCAUCCCCGCGCCCCCUCCCUGCCUUCGGCCGAGAUGGCGGACCCAGCCGAAUGCAGCAUCAAAGUGAUGUGCCGGUUCCGGCCCCUCAACGAAGCGGAGAUCCUCCGCGGGGACAAAUUCAUCCCCAAAUUUAAAGGCGAUGAGACCGUGGUGAUCGGGCAAGGGAAGCCAUAUGUCUUUGACAGAGUGCUACCUCCCAACACAACCCAAGAGCAGGUUUAUAAUGCGUGUGCAAAGCAAAUUGUCAAAGAUGUCCUGGAAGGUUAUAAUGGGACGAUUUUUGCAUAUGGACAGACUUCAUCAGGAAAAACUCACACCAUGGAGGGGAAGCUGCAUGACCCUCAGCUCAUGGGCAUCAUCCCAAGGAUCGCACAUGACAUCUUCGACCAUAUCUACUCUAUGGACGAGAACCUGGAGUUUCACAUCAAGGUUUCCUAUUUUGAGAUCUACUUGGACAAAAUAAGGGACUUACUCGAUGUAUCCAAGACCAACUUGGCUGUUCAUGAAGAUAAAAACAGAGUCCCAUAUGUAAAGGGGUGCACCGAGCGGUUCGUGUCAAGCCCAGAGGAGGUCAUGGAUGUGAUAGACGAAGGCAAAGCAAACCGACAUGUGGCGGUCACAAACAUGAACGAACACAGCUCUAGAAGUCACAGUAUCUUCCUGAUCAACAUUAAACAAGAGAAUGUAGAGACUGAAAAAAAACUCAGUGGGAAGCUUUAUUUGGUUGAUUUGGCUGGAAGUGAAAAGGUCAGCAAAACCGGUGCCGAGGGAGCAGUUCUUGAUGAAGCUAAAAAUAUCAAUAAAUCUUUGUCUGCUCUUGGAAAUGUGAUCUCUGCCUUAGCAGAAGGAACAAAAACACACGUGCCCUACCGGGACAGCAAGAUGACGCGGAUUCUCCAGGACUCUCUGGGUGGAAACUGUAGAACCACCAUCGUUAUCUGCUGCUCUCCCUCUGUCUUCAACGAGGCUGAGACCAAGUCCACGCUGAUGUUUGGUCAGAGAGCAAAGACCAUUAAGAAUACGGUUUCUGUGAACCUGGAACUGACAGCAGAAGAAUGGAAGAAGAAAUAUGAAAAAGAGAAAGAAAAAAACAAGACCUUAAAGAAUGUCAUUCAGCACCUGGAGAUGGAGCUGAACAGGUGGCGGAGUGGUGAAGCCGUGCCUGAGGAAGAACAGAUCAGUGCUAAGGACCAGAAGAACCUGGAGCCCUGUGACAACACCCCCAUCAUAGACAACAUUGCUCCCGUUGUUGCUGGCAUCUCCACAGAGGAGAAGGAGAAAUAUGACGAGGAGAUCUCCAGUCUCUACAGACAACUGGACGAUAAGGAUGAUGAAAUUAACCAGCAGAGCCAGCUGGCUGAGAAGCUAAAGCAACAGAUGUUGGAUCAGGAUGAGCUUUUAGCUUCCACAAGAAGAGACUAUGAGAAGAUACAAGAGGAGCUGACCCGACUCCAGAUUGAAAACGAGGCAGCCAAAGACGAGGUGAAAGAAGUCCUCCAGGCCCUGGAGGAGCUGGCAGUCAAUUACGACCAGAAGUCACAAGAAGUGGAGGACAAGACCAGGGCCAACGAGCAGCUGACAGAUGAGCUGGCCCAGAAAACGACUACAUUGACAACCACACAGAGAGAGCUGAACCAGCUACAAGAGCUUAGCAAUCACCAGAAAAAGAGGGCGACGGAGAUCCUGAACUUGCUGUUGAAGGAUCUGGGGGAGAUAGGCGGAAUCAUUGGCACCAACGACGUGAAGACCUUGGCAGACGUGAAUGGAGUCAUUGAAGAGGAGUUCACCAUGGCCCGCCUGUACAUCAGCAAGAUGAAGUCAGAGGUCAAGUCCCUGGUGAACCGCAGCAAACAGCUUGAGAGUGCCCAGAUGGACUCCAACAGGAAGAUGAACGCCAGCGAGCGGGAGCUGGCAGCGUGCCAGCUGCUCAUCUCCCAGCAUGAGGCCAAGAUCAAAUCUCUGACAGACUACAUGCAGAACAUGGAGCAGAAGAGGAGGCAGCUGGAAGAGUCCCAGGACUCGCUCAGUGAGGAGCUGGCCAAGCUCCGAGCCCAAGAAAAAAUGCACGAAGUCAGUUUCCAGGACAAGGAGAAGGAACAUCUGACGCGGCUGCAGGACGCCGAGGAGAUGAAGAAGGCGCUGGAGCAGCAGAUGGAGAGCCACCGGGAAGCUCACCAGAAGCAGCUGUCCAGACUUCGGGACGAAAUUGAGGAGAAGCAGAAAAUCAUCGAUGAGAUUCGAGAUUUGAAUCAGAAACUGCAACUGGAGCAGGAGAAGCUCAGUUCUGAUUAUAACAAGCUGAAAAUAGAGGACCAAGAGAGAGAAAUGAAACUGGAAAAGCUCUUAUUGCUCAAUGAUAAAAGGGAACAAGCCAGAGAAGACCUCAAAGGGCUAGAGGAGACAGUGUCCAGAGAAUUGCAGACGCUUCAUAAUCUUCGUAAACUCUUCGUCCAAGAUCUGACCACCCGCGUUAAAAAAAGCGUAGAGUUGGACAGUGAUGACGGAGGGGGCAGUGCCGCCCAGAAGCAGAAAAUUUCCUUCCUGGAAAACAACCUGGAGCAGCUCACUAAGGUUCACAAGCAGCUGGUCCGGGACAAUGCAGACCUACGCUGUGAGCUUCCCAAGCUGGAGAAGCGGCUGCGGGCCACGGCCGAGCGUGUCAAGGCCCUGGAGAGUGCUCUGAAGGAGGCCAAGGAGAAUGCCAUGCGGGACCGCAAGCGUUACCAGCAGGAGGUGGAUCGCAUCAAGGAGGCGGUGCGGGCCAAGAACAUGGCCAGGAGGGCGCACUCUGCCCAGAUUGCCAAGCCCAUCCGUCCUGGACACUAUCCCGCAUCAUCGCCCACAGCCGUCCAUGCCAUCCGAGGGGGAGGAGGUGGCUCUGCAAACUCCACUCACUACCAGAAGUAAAUACAAAAUACGACUCCACGUAGCAUGACAAGGACUACACUAAUCACCAGUUCCUUUCUAUUUUUCUUCUCCUACACAGUUUCCAUUUCUUUUACACUUGCACCCCCGCCAUCUGCAGUACACCAGUUCCAGGUGUUUUGAGCUGUGUAGAAUUUCUGUGUGUACAGAUGUGUGCUCAGACUUUUCUCUUUCUGAGAAAUCGAAGGAGAUUACUGAAGGUCCACUUACUUCUCAGAGCCAUCACCACUGACUCGACCUCCGGGGCGUGGGGUGGUCUCUGGGCGGUCCCUGGAGCCUCCUCUCACAGAACACUGUCCCACCUGAACGCCCACACGUGCCAUUCCCUGGAGGAGAGCAACCAAGUGCCGCGGAGGCAGUGAUUACGCUCUGCCUCGACUGUCUGGUUUCCUGUAAAAUAAACACAUUACUUUAUAUUUUUAGGCAACAAAAAAGUGCUGCUAUAGGGUACAAAAUUUUCAUUCUGAGCCUUUUUCCAAAACAGAUUACCCCAAAGAAGCAUUUUAAAUAUCCUGGUCACAUCUUUGGAUCUGUAAAAUAUACCUUUUAGUAUGGCACCUGUUAAAUGCAAAGCAAAUUUCUUCAAGGCAGAAAAAAACAAUCUGACAGUAGCAAUGUAGAAUUUGUUCAUUCAAACACAUCUAUGUAAAUGCAAAAAGUCAUAAAAUUCACCUCCGAGCUGCUUGCUACUGAACCUGCAGCAACUAGUCUCAUCCGGCCUGGUUUGAACAUGAUUCCUUCCCAAGUGUCAAAAGUGCUGCAAAGCUAGAAGAGUAGAGUGGGGCCGCCCCUCCUCACUUUUUCCUCCCUGAAUCUUCUGGAGCUUGCAUCAGGGAUGGACUUUUUCUCUAGGGAACCCUCUGGAGCUUGAGGGGCUAUUUCUGAAGAAUUCCAGCAUCAUUCCAGCAGUUGAAAAAGGAGGCCCUGGGGGAAAAGUCAUUGAUAACAUUUGUGCCUGUCUAUGAAUACUUUUUUUUUUUAACUUAUCACUGUUUACUGAUGUGAAUUCUUUCUUUGGCACCAAGUACAUUUCAUCUUCUUAGGCACAAUCAGAAGAUAUCAGGAUAGGGAUGUUUUUGUUUUUGUUUUGUUUUGUUUUCUAGCUUUUGCUUUAUUUAAAUAUUUGAAUGUGAGGCUGAUCAACCCUUCCAGUUGUGCAUAUUAAAAUGGUCGAUUUCCAAGUAGUAGAGUUUUCAGGGAAACUGAUAAGGAUUCUGUUCAAUUGAUCUUGUGUGCUGCUACUUGUUUUGACAAAUUUGGGGGUAAGUCAAUGACAGCCAAACCAAUCUUACUGAAAGCACCCCUUCUGUCAUCAUGCAUGCCCAAAAUAAGUGAGCUGGCAUUCUGUCCCUUGUAGCUGUUAUGGCUGUGUGGGUCAAAGACAGUUCAAGAGUGUGUGUGUGUGUGUGUGUGUGUGUGCACGUGCAUACAUGUGUGUAUAAAAUGCUAAGGGCUGCACAUUGACUUCUAACCUCUUGUAAAAUUUCCCUAACAAAGCAAAGCUGCUUUUACUUAAUUUAUUUGUUAAAUGUUGUACUUUGUUUAUGUGUGUUUUGGUUUUGGGGGGAGUGGGGAGAGAAGACAACAAAUUCUAUCAAAGUAUUAUUUCAUAAACAUGACAAUUUUGCAUUCAUUCAAUUUUUUUCCAGUCAUCGUGUCGCUAGUGUCUGCCCAAUAUAACUCUAUGUCAUCAUUUGUGGUCUGAUAGAACAGUCCUUGUAGGGCAGGUUUUGCAAACCUUAUCAGGUAAUAACAUAUGCCACAGAUUAUAACCUUGCUGUUAAUAUAUUUGCCUCUGAUUUUGGAAGUUAAAACAUCGGUCUUCGAGAGGGUGGGCAGUUAAUUGACAUACCACUACUAUCUGUUGCACAGUGGUAUUACUUUGUAUUUGGAAACUGAAUGAAGGUCAGUAACUUUUUUUUGCCUCUCAUGAAUAUCCAUCAUAAAAGUAUGUUUCAGAAUUUUUCCAAAGUAACUUUUCCCUGGAUACCUCUUCUCAACUUCUAAAGAAUUCCUUGGCCCUUUCAUGUUUCAAAAGGAAACAUUCACUUUAGUUCCAUAUUACUUGAUCUCUUACGAGGGACCCACCAAAUUCACUUUACUUUUAUUCACAGAGAAAGUUGGCUUUGAUGUCUCUUAAAGAUAAUUCUGCUAGUUGCUGAUCAGCCAGUCAGUUCACCUAGCUCCGAUCUUUAUAGGACCUCUAAUCUAAUUUUCCUAUACUGUGACUAAAAGGCAGCUAUUGGAAAUGAUUAUAUGAUAUAUUCAGUGGAUCCUUAAAUAUUAUUUUAUAUAACAAGCACAUUAUCAUAUCAAGACCAUGUACUCUCUAGGCUGCUUUUUUAAAAAGCCACGUUUAUGUGAUUUUCAUUUUUCUUAGACUAUUUCCUCCUGUACUCUAAAUGUAAAAACCACAAUUCUGCACAGCCAAGCCUGUGAUUAUAUUUUUUCAUAUGCUGCUUUUCACUAGUGUGUAUGUGUGUGUGUAUUUUCCUCCUCUCUGAACAAUUUUAUAUCUCAUGAAACUUCUUGAAAAUUUACUCUUUGAUGCUGUAAGGGAAUAACCAGAUGGUUCAUACAGAAAAACUCUACCUGCAGGAUGAUGGCUUGCUAAAUUAGAAGAACGCUGUUUGAGAUUUAUGUUUGAGAACUAAAAUAUACUUGCUUUAGUGUUGUAUGUGUUACAGUCGGUUACUAGAGAAUUCUCUGUAAAUGUACCAUCUCUUCAAAUGCGGUACAACUUGCUGUUGUCGAGUGGCAGGUAGCAGACAGAACAAAAAGAGUGGGUUAAAUGUCUUUUUGAAAAUAGAGUCACAUGAUUAAGAAAAUCAGAAUUUAUAGAAGUAUUGGGAUAAUUAAAGAAAUAAAAAUGUUUGUCUAGAUUGUAGCAUGUAGUGACUUUUUGAAGCCCUAAAGUUCACAUGAGGAAGUGAUAUUCCCAUCCAAGAUAAUACAUCUCCAGGACUCAGAGGGGAAUGUAGCAGCUCCAUGUUCCUAUAGGAAUAACUGAUAGCAAGUAAAAGCUCUUCACAAUCCCCUUUCGAAGUGCAUUUUUUAGCAGGGCAGAAGACAUCUGGACUCCAGCUAGGUGACAGAUUAGGGAAGUUUUUCAUUGGCCGGAGGAGGAUUUCACUCCACUGUCUCACCCUCAGUAUCUGGAGCAAGCAAAGGAACCAUCGUAACAUAAAAUUGCUUCAUUUAACACUAAUGAUUUAGACUUCUUUUCAAAGACUAAAUAAGGGCCAGGUGACUACUGAAGGAAGCACCACUCCAUAAAGUCUCCUUACUUAUUUCAAAAUCGUGUAGCAAUUUUAAAUACUUUCAUCCUGUGCAGAUAUAAGGGGAAUAGGGCAUUCUGUAGAAUUAUACACGUCUAGUUUGUAAAGUGUGUCAUGUGUACUGCAGAUGGUGUUUUCAGGCUUUAUGUAUCUGUACAGUAGCUUUCAUUAAAAACCGUGUGUGGACAACUCGUUUUGGUGAUUUGAGGGGGAGAUGGCAUUUAUAUCAAGUAAUCACGGUGUACAUGUAACGAAAGAUUUGGAAGUAGCCCUCUCCUGGCCUGUGGACAUGUUGGUUAUCUUCUAGAUUCUGAAAUGAAGAUGUAUGGCUACUCUGGCAGACUGCAUGUUGUAUAAUUUGAAAAAUACAAAAAGUGGAAAAUAAAAUUGAAUUAAACUUUG
This is a messenger RNA of Tupaia belangeri chinensis (Chinese tree shrew), 6644 nucleotides long. RefSeq names its product kinesin family member 5C (gene KIF5C). Bases 73 to 2946 code for a protein of 957 amino acids. NCBI's taxonomy places the organism in Eukaryota, Metazoa, Chordata, Mammalia, Scandentia, Tupaiidae. The transcript has 26 exons. Gene Ontology annotation, biological process: microtubule-based movement. Gene Ontology annotation, molecular function: ATP binding; microtubule motor activity; microtubule binding. The record is from RefSeq and is a predicted model, not a curated record.